Molecule: messenger RNA, 378 nt
Organism: Ostertagia ostertagi
Lineage: Eukaryota; Metazoa; Nematoda; Chromadorea; Rhabditida; Trichostrongylidae
Source: the annotation of a GenBank genome assembly
AUGAAUCAUCAGAAGUGGAAACUACAGACGAGCCAGACACCUGUCCAACCGCUUCCGGUGCCAUUUCUCGAUGAAGCACAAACACAAAACCAGGCCAUACUAAGAGGAUCAUCCACAGAAUCGUCAUCUGCAAUGACUAGGCAGUAUACGCUACCUUCAACGGUGGUAAUAAUGCCAAAAUCAGGUAAAGCUGUUAUUCCACAACAAUUCUCGCCGCGCUCAAAAUCGCCGUCCCAAAAAGAACAGACUUCGUCGGAGAGCCUCUCUUAUCCUAUGCCUGAGCGAGGAACAUCACCAACUUUCAUUAUUGUGCUGUGCAUGACGGUGCUGGCAGUAGCAAUGGUAGCUGUCGUUUUAGGAUUAUGUAUCCUGCGGCAU